Cydia amplana is the source of this 4101-nucleotide messenger RNA. RefSeq names its product calmodulin-binding transcription activator 2 (gene Camta). Gene Ontology annotation, molecular function: double-stranded DNA binding; transcription coregulator activity; protein binding. The coding region runs from base 290 to 3742 and encodes 1150 amino acids. Lineage: Eukaryota; Metazoa; Arthropoda; Insecta; Lepidoptera; Tortricidae. Gene Ontology annotation, biological process: regulation of transcription by RNA polymerase II. Gene Ontology annotation, cellular component: nucleus. The transcript is spliced from 22 exons. The record is from RefSeq and is a predicted model, not a curated record.
CCAAACCAACCAACCAAUUCCCGUGAACCAAUGUGCUAGCACGCUGGCAGGGUACGCGCGGCACGCGUACGCGGGCGCGUACCUCUCGCGCCCCGCGGUACCACUCAACGCAAAUGGCGAGCCCAUCAAGUUGCCAGAGAACCUGGAGAGCCUGCCGCGCGCGGAACACUUCUCUGCCCAGAGGCACCGCUGGAACACCAAUGAGGAAAUUGCUGCAAUCCUCAUCAGUUUCGACAAGCAUUCCGAAUGGCAGUCGAAGGAAGUCAAAAUACGGCCAAAAAGCGGCUCAAUGCUGCUAUAUAGCCGGAAGAAGGUCCGCUACCGACGGGACGGCUACUGCUGGAAGAAACGGAAAGACGGCAAGACCACCAGGGAAGACCAUAUGAAACUGAAGGUCCAGGGGACUGAGUGCAUCUACGGUUGCUACGUGCACUCUGCGAUACUACCCACAUUCCACAGGCGUUGCUACUGGCUCCUACAGAACCCCGAUAUAGUGCUGGUGCACUACCUGAACGUGCCGUAUCCUGACGAUAAUAAGCUGGCGACGGUGGCGCCAUCUCUGGCUCUGUGGGCGGACAAGAAGGAGUGGACGAAGGAUGAGCUCGUCAGUCAGCUUAAGCCUAUGUUCUUCAGCGAAGAUGAGCCCGACAUCAAUAGUGAACUGGAAAUCACAGGCAAAAUGUUUCAGACGGCGGAAACGGUGGAGGCCAUCGUCGGGCAGCUGAUGGAAAAACAGCGAGCUGCGCGGGCGGCAGCUCUAGCGAGGCAACUGGAAUGUGGCUGCCCGGACUCCACUUGCCAAGACUCAAGAACAUGCGUUCAUCCUCUACGCAGGAUCCAAUCUACCAAAGCACCAGCGUCAGACCACCACGUAUCUUCCACAACAGGACCUUCCACAAGACCCAUGUCACACCCACCUCGACAAUACACCAGAGAACACAGAUCCACUCAACCGACACACAGCGCCUCCCCACUCCUUCUGUCACUAGGACAAAUACAAGGAGGCGGAGGCUUAUUAAUCUUAAACGGAGCAGGCAAUAGCAGUCAACAACAUUCAUCACUAGUCUCACCAUUAUCUGUAACCUCUUUCGUCUGUGAAGAACCCAGAGAUAGGUACCGACAUCAGUACAAACCAACGUUUGUAUUGAAGAGGGAACUCCCUGAUAGCCAGCCGUCUUCGUGUAUCCAGAACACUGAAUCUUCAACGUACGAAGUAGAACCAGUUGAAGAGAAAGUGAAUAUAGAAACUUUUGAUAGGAAAAUUAAAAUGGAGCCGCGGAGUAGGAAUCAAAUGAUCGCGAGUGCUCCUGCAACCCCAUCGAGAUAUCCAGAUUUAGUGGAGCGAUUAGAAAGUAAAAUACUUACUGAUAACUGUGAUGAUACGUUAGUACUGCUCGGCACAGAUGGACAUUUAGGUCCUUCGAGCGCAUUUUUUGAUGAAACGCUAGAACUAUCACAUGAAGAUAUACAGAAAACCCUAUCAGCCAAUAUGCCUACUUGUGAACUAGAUAGAAGUGCUGUGAGAGUGACCGAGACUGCUAAUGUUAUGGUAUCAGGUAUCGAUACAAUGGAUUUUAUAGAGAGUUGUGAGGCUGUAGCUUCCCCGACUCAUGUCGUGGAUGAUAAUGUGUUCGUAAAUUUGGAUGCUUUUGAUAUGUUAGGAGACUUUCCGGAACUGGAAGUUUUGGACCCUUGUACGAUAUCGACUCACCCUUUGCCGAUACGUGGAAAAUCCCCUCCAACCGAGGAAGCCAACGAGAAAAUGCAGACUGAGAGUAGCGAAGGAGCGCUCAGCAUCACCGACUAUUGCCCCGAAUGGGCGUACCCUGAAGGCGGAGUGAAGGUGCUCGUAGCGGGACCUUGGACUGACACUUCGGAUCAGUAUACUGUGCUAUUCGACAAUUUUCCUGUCCCGUCGAUAUUGGUGCAGAAUGGACUGCUGAGGUGCUAUUGUCCAGCACACGAAGCCGGUCUAGCAGCACUCCAAGUAGCUCGCGGUGGCCGAGUGGUAUCCGACACUGUGAUCUUCGAGUACAAGGCUGGUCCGGCCACGGCACCUUCACCCGCGUCCGCUCCGCUGCCAUCGCUGGACUUCAGGCGGUUUUCGCUAUUGCAGCGCUUGCAUCGGCUGCAUGGAAGACUGCAGGUCAAGAUUGAACCGAUGGACGACGGUAACCAAAUAGAAGACGUGCAGCUAUAUUCCAAUCCCAAGUUCGAAGAGCGACUCGUCUCCUUCUGCCGGAACCUGAGCUCCCGUUCCUCCGGCAACUCCGAGGGCUUCACCACCGAACCUGGUGAAGAAGGCUCCACCAUCCUCCACCUGUCUGCAGCGCUGGGCUUCACCAAGCUGACUACGGUGCUGCUGCGGUGGAAGCAGGAUGACUCGAGCUUGGCGUUGGAGAAGGAAGUCAAUUUGGGGGCGAGGGACAGUGAGAACUGUACGCCUUUGAUGGUAGCGAGCGCAGCAGGCCACGUGGAGACAGCCAUCGUGCUGGCGCGGUGGAGCGCCGGCACGCUGUGCGAGGCGGGCGCGCGCCAGGCGGCGGCGGCGGCGCGGCGCGCGGGGCACGCGCGGCUGGCGGCGCUGCUGGAUCGGAUACACCCACCCACGAGGGAUGGCGUCUUCCUUAGACCUGAUAGUUUAUCGCAAAAGGGUCGCGCUGGCAGCUUGGAAAGUAAUCUAGUGAAGCGGCCCUCCAUCGACAGCGGAAUCAACAUGGCCGACGCGUUCAGAUCCAGCUCAGCAAUCGAUAAGCCUGACGGCAAAUCUACUGCCAGAUGGGAACGCAGCAUGUCAUUGCCUCUGGAUUCCGAUAACUCUGAAGACAGUCUCCUAGACUCCAAGAUCGGUCGUCGUAUGGACCUAGCUCUUUGGGAGCAGGAUGACCGGGUGUUCACGUUGGCGGAGCAGAUCAUAGCGGCCAUGCCGGAAAGGAUAAAGAACGAAAGCACCUCAUUGCUUGGCUGCGGGCUCGACGGUGGUAGUGGUGGGGGCGAAGACACGCUCAUGGUGCCGUUACUUGAUGACAGCAACAACUUCAGCAGCGAUUUCAGCUUUGAGUUCUGCGAUAACACUUACAGGACGUACUGUGGCGGCUCAACCCCAUGCUCGUCCGGCUCCGUAUCUCCAGGCUCAGCGCUUUCCCCACCGCCGCCUUCGCCACGAGCGCCUUCGCUGCCAACCGCACCUUCGGCAACUCUGCAGGAGUUCCUGAACGCUACCACACAUUUCUCUAGUCUUACGUUAAACGAUCGCGAGCAACGAGAGCUUUACUCGGCAGCCAUCACAAUCCAGAAAGCAUAUCGCCAGUACCGCGGCCGGCAGCUGCAGCGGCGGGCUGCCGCCGCCGCCAUCACGAUACAGAACUGCUAUAGGCGCUACAAACAGUUCGCGUACCUGAAACAAAUGCACUGCGCAGCGACCGUCAUACAGCGUGGUUACCGCUCACACCGCGAGCGCCGUCUCGCUCACCAAACUACCAUCAAAAGAACAUACUCACAAAGGAGGCAGAAUCAAGCAGCUAGGAAGAUACAACAGUUCAUGAGGCAAUCUAAAAUCAAAUUGCAGAACGCGCGAGCAGAAAACGGGAGGGUGGUCCUGCGAUCGCCGGAUGCCCACCAAAACUUUCUGCAGCACACCACCAGUAUACGCAUGCCCAAUAGGAAAGUAGACUAUUUGGCGCCACAAUCGCCAAUGGAUGCCGACGACGACCUGCUACUUGAGCUUCUGUUCAAAAUGUGACCUGACCUACGAUACCGACACCUUGUGUUUCACUCUAAUUUCAAACUCAUGUACUUAGAUUUACAAGACAUUUAACAUUUAAACGGUAUUCGGACGACAUUUAGUUUAGUUAUUAAGCUAUUAUUUACUGCUUUCGUCAUUGAAAUGAUUUUUAUCAUCAACUGAAUCAAUUUGAAAACAGGUUUCUUCUCAGUGUUGUGAAAGACUUCAGGCCUUGUCUUUUGAAAUUUUAAAAUUAUCUUUUACAUCUGUAAUUGUAAAGAAGCUUAAGCUCUUUCAGCACCAUUCUAUCUCAUUUCCUUAAAUACCUAUAUGUUGUUUAAUUUAAUAAGGUACAGACUGUAUUAGUAAUAAUGGAA